AGUGUGCGUGGUGGGGUGCAGUGUGCGUGGUGGGGUGCAGUGGGACAUUAUUCACACUGUAUAUACAUACAGGAGGGUCCAAGUGUUAAAGCUCUCUUUUGCUCAGUUCUGAAGGCAUCUGAUGCCAGUGUCCUCCACAACCUCCAGACUGUAAAUCUGCGUCUGAUCAUGCCGGUGGACAUGGCCGUGCAGCUCUACUUCACACACUCUCCACCUGUGCAUAGCUUCCUCAGCUCAUACAAGGACUACAGGGCCAGGAAUCUCAUCAACUUCCACUGCAAACCUCUGCGUCCCUGUAUCAACACCAAAAACACCCACAACACCAGUCUGAAUUCACCAUGCCAUGCCUGGCAGGCUCCUGAAACCAAAGCUAAGAAGAAGGUGGUGUUCGCCGACUCCAAAGGCAUGUCGCUGACUGCAGUCCAUGUCUUCUCUCCGUGUGAAAAUAAAAAAUCUGAUUCGCUCUUGCAGUUCGACACCCCGAGGCUGGAGGGCGCUCUUAAUCCCAUCCAAAGCAGAAUCCUUGACUUUAGGCAACCUGUGGCAGACUACCUGGAUUUCCGGAAACGCCUGCUGAAGAAUUCGGUAUGUCUGGAGAGCUGCAUGCUGCAGGGCCACACACUAACGGGGACAAUUAAAGUGCGAAAUCUUUCAUUCAAGAAAUCAGUCUACAUUCGGAUCACCUUCGAUUCGUGGAAAAACCACAGAGACGUCGAGUGUACGUUCAUGAACAACAUCUGUGGAUGCAGAGACACAGACACGUUCGUCUUUGUCAUUGAAAUUCCAGCAUGUAUGCUGCCUCAGGAUAGCGUGGAGUUUUGCAUUAGCUACACCAGCAGUGGGCAGAUGUACUGGGACAACAACGACGGAAAAAAUUACGCGCUUGUGACAGCGCAUGAUGACAGUAAGGUUAAAACCAAGGAGACGGAUUUGUUCGAACGAUUCAGAAGCUAGCAACAAUGCAGUGGAUUUGAUGAUCAGGUUCAGCGCCAUCUACUGGUGACACACAAACAAGCAAUGUUAAUAAGGUUUUCUGUUUCCAAGAUAUAAGUUAAAAAACAUCAUGUCACCUAAUGAAGAGAGACGCUGCAAGAAAGCUUUCUUCAGUCAUUUAUCAGAACAGAAAUCUCGUCCCAUGUGAUUUUUCACCUUUGUUCAUGUUUGACUUCAUCAUGGAUACAGUCAGAGAUGUCUUUAUCAUAUUAUACUUUCAUAUUGAUAUUUAUCAUUCUGUGUGAAUUGAACUUAUUUUCAAGUAGCUGUAAUGGACUCUGAACAUAAAAAUCAUCAAAAUAACUGAAUCGCUUCAGCACAAAAUGGAGGAAGAACCGCGCCUGAGAUUCUCCUUCAUAUUGAAGGGUUAGACGAAUAUUUAUAUACAAUUUCAGAAUGAUUCCUGUCCGUAUCUCUGAGGGUUCUUUCAGACAGUCAGUGGGUUCAUGUUGGGAAUUUAUAGCUGCUCGAUGGAUUUGCUUUAAAAGUGGCUCAUUUUUGCCUGGAUGGUCUCCUGCUGAUUUGCUUUGAU
This is a messenger RNA of Neoarius graeffei (lesser salmon catfish), 1525 nucleotides long. RefSeq names its product protein phosphatase 1, regulatory subunit 3Ca (gene ppp1r3ca). Gene Ontology annotation, cellular component: protein phosphatase type 1 complex. The record is from RefSeq and is a predicted model, not a curated record. Gene Ontology annotation, biological process: regulation of glycogen biosynthetic process. The transcript has 2 exons. Lineage: Eukaryota; Metazoa; Chordata; Actinopteri; Siluriformes; Ariidae. The coding region runs from base 169 to 954 and encodes 261 amino acids. Gene Ontology annotation, molecular function: protein phosphatase 1 binding; glycogen binding.